Molecule: messenger RNA, 1165 nt
Organism: Mercenaria mercenaria
Lineage: Eukaryota; Metazoa; Mollusca; Bivalvia; Venerida; Veneridae
Product: nucleoside diphosphate kinase homolog 5-like
Exons: 5
Coding region: 65-721 (218 amino acids)
Biological process (GO): CTP biosynthetic process; negative regulation of oxidative stress-induced intrinsic apoptotic signaling pathway; UTP biosynthetic process
Molecular function (GO): nucleoside diphosphate kinase activity
Source: RefSeq, a predicted model, not a curated record
AAGUAACCUAGCAACAAAGGAAGCAGUAGUUGUUUACAUUUUGGAGUUUACUUUUGAUCGCAAAAUGACGGGUGGAAACGCUGAUGAAAUUACAAUGGAUCCUCCACACAUAUAUGUGGAGAGAACACUUGCCAUAAUUAAGCCUGAUGCCGUACAUAAAUCUGAGGAAAUCGAAGAUAUAAUACUAAGAUCAGGAUUUGCAAUAUUGCAGAAAAGAAGAGUGCACUUGACUCCGGAGCAGGCAAGUGACUUUUAUGCAGAACACUAUGGAAAGCUUUUCUUUGCGAGUCUUGUAGCAUACAUGUCGAGUGGACCAGUUAUUGCUCUAGUGAUUGCCAGAGACCAAGCAAUAUCAUACUGGAGGGAACUGAUUGGUCCAACCAACACAAUUAAAGCAAGACAGACACAUCCAGACAGCUUGAGGGCUAUUUAUGGAACAGAUGAUCAAAGAAAUGCCCUUCAUGGAAGUGAAAGUUUUACAGCUUCAGAAAGGGAAAUUAGAUUUUUCUUCCCAGACAGCAUUAUAGAGCCAGUACCAGUCGGUCAGGCAUCCAAAGACUAUUUAUCAAGAAAAGUGAAUCCAACAUUGUUAAAAGGACUCACAGAAUUGUGUAAACAAAAACCACUUGAUCCUGUGGUAUGGUUAGCGGACUGGUUGCUGGAAAACAACCCAAACAAACCAAGAAUUGGUCAGAUGAAAGUUCAGGAACCAGACUGCUAAAUUGAAUAUAAUAGAAAAUGAACAAUGAUUGCUAACAGUUGUGAUACCUUUGCAGCUCAGAUUAUACUUUUGGUGAAAAGCAGAGAAAUAAGAAACUUUGUAACUUGAAAAAAUACUGAAUAAACAAACUAUAAAACAAUAAACAUGUAUUGAUUGGAAUAUAAUUAUCAUGAGUUUUUCCAUCAGUUAAAAUGUAUAAUGCUUGACUUGUCUGUGAUAAUAAACUUGUAUAUCAAGUACAUUUUAUAUGCUUAUAGAUAGGUUGUUGAUAUAUAAAAUACAUGGACAUGAGAAGGUAUACUUCAGAAUUCUCAAAUUCUUUUCAUGUUUUCUAUGUCAUUAUUGUCAUUUUGUUGAAUUCUCAAGUUGAGAAUUUUCAUGCCCUUCUUUGUAUAUUUUGUUCUGACUAUUUAAGAACUUAUAUAAAUAAAAACAUCAUCCAUA